Molecule: messenger RNA, 942 nt
Organism: Oldenlandia corymbosa var. corymbosa
Lineage: Eukaryota; Viridiplantae; Streptophyta; Magnoliopsida; Gentianales; Rubiaceae
Source: the annotation of a GenBank genome assembly
GUUUUUCUUUAAAAAAAAAAAAAUCCAAUCUUUGAGACAGAGGAUAUUUGCCUAUUUGAUACAAGAAGUCAAAUUUUAACCGGCUAAUAUAUAAAUAACCCUGACCGUACUACUAUCGAACGUGUGAUAAGUGGUAGUUGGUCAACUCUCCGAUGGCUAUGGCUGGUGGUGCUGGCGGAUCAUCGUCGGAGGAGUUCGUAUACAGAAUUAGCACGGCGGAGGAGUGGGAAUCACUGCAGAAAGAGGGCAGCACACUCGGCGGAGAACUCGACAGAACCACCGGCUGCAUUCAUCUCAGCAACCUCAACCAGGUUCAGUGGGUUUUGCAAAACUUUUACCUUAACUUCAAGGACGACUUAUAUCUACUCAAGAUCGACUCCAAAAAGCUCGGGAAUGGUCUGGUGUACGAAGCGGUAGAUGAGUCCAAUUCGUUUCCUCAUUUCUACGGGCCAUCUCGAAGUUUCAGCCCACUUCCUCUGGAUGUUGUUAGCAACGCAGAGAAACUGGUCAGGGAAGAUGGUAAAUUCACCUGCUCUUUCCUCGCUUCAUCAUAAGCACCAAAUCCAUUUGGGCCUUUUUCUGACAGCUGCUUUUAACCAGCCCAACUUUGUUCUAUUGUUUUGAUGACUGAUGAGGAUGAAUGCUUUUUUUUUUUUGGUGAUAAUAAUGUGUUAUACAUUUACUUUUCCAAUAUACAUUUUGAUGAUUGCAAUAUGCGUUUAAGUUAAAUUGAACACACACACAGACGUUCCAAUCACAAUAGUCCUUUGUUUUUUUUUUCUUUUUGGGCCCUUGGUAGAAGUUACAAGUUACAACAAUUGUAAAGGGGAAAAAGGAACAAAAAAUGCCAUGAUUAUGGCAGUCGACAGCAAAGUUCUGGUCUUCAUCAUCAUGGUAGCAAAAAUGGCAUUUUUACGAGCUUAUACCAAAGUUUAUUGUGUC